Messenger RNA from Hordeum vulgare subsp. vulgare (domesticated barley), 1594 nucleotides. RefSeq names its product actin-related protein 2/3 complex subunit 1B-like. The record is from RefSeq and is a predicted model, not a curated record. Bases 188 to 1315 code for a protein of 375 amino acids. Gene Ontology annotation, molecular function: actin filament binding. The transcript has 15 exons. Gene Ontology annotation, cellular component: Arp2/3 protein complex; actin cytoskeleton. Gene Ontology annotation, biological process: Arp2/3 complex-mediated actin nucleation. NCBI's taxonomy places the organism in Eukaryota, Viridiplantae, Streptophyta, Magnoliopsida, Poales, Poaceae.
AGUGGUGGCAGUGUAGUGGUGGUACCUGCCUGUCUCCCCUCCCCUCUUCCCUUCCUUCGCCUGCAAGGCCAGGCCCCUACCUCCAUUGACAAUUUCCUCCGCCUCCCCACCCCACCUCCACCCCCAGGCUCGCCUCCGCCGCGCCGCGCCGCGGGGCUCCCGUCCGGCGCCCCACCCCCCUCCCCCGAUGGCCGCGCAGGCGAUCCACCAGUUCGCCGAGUGCAUCACCUGCCACGCCUGGAGCCCCGACCACUCCAUGAUUGCCUUUUGUCCAAAUACCACAGAAGUACACAUUUAUAAGUUUUUCACGGACAAGUGGGAGAAACUUCAUGUUCUUGCAAAGCAUGACCAAAUAGUAUCUGGAAUAGACUGGAGUAGAUCUUCCAACAAAAUUGUGACGGUUUCACAUGAUAGAAAUUCAUAUGUUUGGACACAAGAAGGACAAGAUUGGGUACCUACGCUCGUUAUUCUCAAGCUAAAUCGUGCAGCCUUAUGUGUCCAGUGGAGCCCAAAAGAAAAUAAGUUUGCUGUGGGAAGUGGUGCUAAGUCUGUAUGCAUUUGCUACUACGAACAGGAGAACAACUGGUGGAUUAGCAAGGUUAUUAGGAAGAAGCAUGAAUCAUCUGUUACUAGUGUUGCAUGGCAUCCAAACAAUAUACAUCUUGCAACAACUUCUACAGAUGGUAAAUGCAGAGUGUUCUCCACGAUCAUCAAGGGUGUAGAUACAAGGGGACCACAAGCAGGCGCCUCUAUGGAUUGGAAAUUUGGAGAGCAAAUUGCUCAACUUGAUCUAUCCCCUACAUGGGCGUUUGGUGUAAGGUGGUCACCAAGUGGGAAAACAUUGGCCUAUGCAGGGCACAGUUCCAUGAUUUAUUUUGUUGAUGACGUUGAAGGGUCUCCUGCUGCACAAAAUUUGGCACUGCGUGAUCUGCCUCUCCGUGAUAUUCUUUUUGUUUCUGAAAAGAUGGCGAUUGGUGUUGGAUUUGACUGCAAUCCUUUGAUCUUUGCUGCAGAUGAGACUGGACUUUGGAGUUUUGUCAGAUAUUUGGAUGAAAGGAAAGUUACCCCAUCAACUUCAAAAGCGUCACAGCUCUCGGAGGCGCUUGGUAAGUUGUACGGCCAAUCGAGGCAAGGGUCAAGCAGCGACACCGUCGAACCAUCGAAGCCUCGCGGCGGCGCUCACGAGAACUGCAUAACCUGCAUCGUGCCGUUGAGAAAAGGGAGCGACAGCAUCAUCAAACGGUUCAGCACUUCAGGGCUGGAUGGCAAGAUUGUGGUAUGGGAUUUGGAAAAUCACAUCACCAUUCCAAAAUAGACCCUGUGGAUGGAUGGUGCGCGAUUCUGGACGGUGGGUAGGCCUGCAGGUUCUGGAAGAUCCAGGUGCCAGGGAAGGUAGAUUGCUUAUUUUUUGUUGUACCUGUACACAAACAAACCAUUCGUUUAGCCAGCUCUUUUAGCGUAGGGGGCCAUCACUACUAUAAGUUGGCUUUCAUAUUUUUGGAAACCGGUUCCGUCGUUCUCUCCGAAUUUCGUCAUCUGUAACACCUGUAUAAUCCUAGGUAGGAUGCAAUGCCAUAAAUUUCCAUACCCGCCA